AUGUCUGGCCGGGCAAAGAAGGCUGCACCCAAACCAAAAUCUGCAGUUUCCCGGUCUUCCAGAGCUGGAAUUACUUUCCCAGUGGGCCGCAUUCACAGGUUGCUCAGGAAAGGCAACUACGCUCAGCGGAUUGGAGUUGGUGCCUCUGUGUACAUGUCGUCUGUCCUGGAGUAUCUCUGUGCUGAAAUCCUGGAGCUGGCGGGAAACGCCAGCCGUGACAACAAGAAGUCACGCAUUGCUCCCCGGCACAUCUUGCUGGCAGUGAAAAAUGAUGACGAACUCAACAAGCUGCUGGCAGGGGUCACAUUCUCAGAUGGUGGUGUGAUCCCAAAUAUCCAGGCAAGCCUCCUGCCGAAGAAGACAAAAACACCAAAGGAUGACAACUCUGCUAAAGAUGUCCAGUCACAAGAGUUUUAA
This is a messenger RNA of Neolamprologus brichardi, 417 nucleotides long. Its product is annotated as histone H2A-like. NCBI's taxonomy places the organism in Eukaryota, Metazoa, Chordata, Actinopteri, Cichliformes, Cichlidae. Gene Ontology annotation, cellular component: nucleosome. The record is from RefSeq and is a predicted model, not a curated record. Gene Ontology annotation, molecular function: protein heterodimerization activity; DNA binding; structural constituent of chromatin.